This is a messenger RNA of Lactuca sativa (garden lettuce), 1754 nucleotides long. RefSeq names its product actin-7. Lineage: Eukaryota; Viridiplantae; Streptophyta; Magnoliopsida; Asterales; Asteraceae. The record is from RefSeq and is a predicted model, not a curated record.
GGAAAGAUACCGAAAAAUGUAACUGUAAAAUGAUACAAUUUUAUAAUCGAUUUCUUUAUUAUAAGAAUGACUCUUGAAUUAUUAAUUGUUUUUCUACCUACUACUUAGUAAUUCCUGUAAGUCAACCUUUCCUCCUACGAUGAACUUCUCAACCGAACAGACUAAACCACACUGGAGCCUACGAUUUGAGUUUCCGGCAAGUGGAGGUUUCCUUAUGCUGCUUCAUCUUCCUUCUGAAAAACUAAAGAUUUAUAGAAAUGGCCGACUCUGAUGAUAUUCAACCCAUUAUUUGCGACACUGGAACUGGAAUGGUGAAGGCGGGGUUUGCCGGUGAUGAUGCUCCUAGGGUGGUGUUCCCCAAUAUUGUGGGUAGGCCACGUCACACUAGUGUUAUGGUGGGCAUGGGCCUGAAGGAUGCUUAUGUAGGAGAUGAAAGCAUGUCAGAAAGAUGUAUGCUGACAUUGAAAUACCCAAUUGAGCAUGGUGUUAUCAGCAAUUGGGACGAUAUGGAAAAGAUUUGGCAUCACACUUUCUAUAAUGAGCUUCGUGUUGCUCCAGAAGAGCACCCUGUGCUUCUUACUGAAGCACCAUUAAAUCCCAAGGAAAACAGAGAAAAGAUGACACAAAUUAUGUUUGAGACCUUCAGUGUUCCAGCCAUGUACAUUGCAAUUGGCGCCGUGCUUUCUUUGUACACGAGUGGUCGUACAACUGGUGUCAUGUUGGAUUCCGGAGAGGGUGUUACGCACACUGUCCCAAUUUACGAAGGUCACGUACUUCCUCAUGGCAUCCUCCGUCUUAAUCUCGGUGGCAGUGACCUCACGGAUUGCCUAAUGAGAAUCCUGACAGAAAGAGGCUACAUGUUCACCACAACAGCCGAAUGGGAAAUUAUUCGUGACAUUAAAGAAAAGAUUGCGUACGUGGCUCUUGACUACAAGCAAGAACUCAAAACCUCAAAAACUAAAUCCUCUGUUGAAAAGCUCUAUGAGCUGCCCGACGGGCAGAUUAUUAAGAUUGGGGCAGAGAGAUUCCGCUGCGCAGAGGUUCUCUUCCAGCCACAUCUGAUUGGAAUGGAAGCUGCUGGUAUUCAUGAGAUGACCUACAACUCGAUCAUGAUGUGUGAUGUUGAUAUGAGGAAGCAUCUUUAUGAAAAUAUUCUGCUCGGUGGUGGGUCAACCAUGUUACCGGGCAUUGUUGACCGGUAUAUUAAAGAAAUCACUUCCCUUGCUCCUAGCAGCAUGAAAAUAAAAGUGAUUGCGAAGCCCGAGAGGAAAUACAGUGUGUGGAUCGGAGGAUCAAUCCUUGCAUCUCUCAGCACGUUCCAACAGAUGUGGAUUGCGAAGGCCGAGUAUGAUGAAUCUGGUGCAUCUAUCAUCCACAGAAAGUGCUUCUAAAUACGUAUUUUGUUCUGGUUUUAUAUUUUUCUUAUAUAUUUUCUGUGUCAUGUGUCAUGUGGAGUAAGAAAGGCACACAUGGACAUAUGUGGAGUUGUUGGUUGUUAACAAACAAGAGGAUAAAAGCCAUUUCAUUCAUUAGUCACAAUUCUUCUAAAAAUUGGGGGAAAUGACUAAUGGCUUCAUGAUAUUAACUGUACAAGCCAAGUUGUAUAUUAGAUUUUUUGUUUCAAGAUAACAUCUCCGAUGGUGGAGUUUCUGUAUGUUUGUUUUAGUAAUCAGGUGGGAAUCUAUAAGUGGAGGUAUUCUUCGGAAUUUAUAAAUAUUUAAAAGAAAAUUUUAGACGACUCUUAACUUGUUUCA